UAGUUUUUUUUUGUUAUAAGUUUCACAAUGCCUUUUGGUAAAUCUGGUUCAAUAUUUUUCACCAUCACCGUAUUCGCUAUAUUGUUAAGCAUGAUUUUUAUCUUUCGUUUAUCUGGUAUAUCGCAUGAGGCAAAGAAAUUCAAAGCCAUUUGGGUUAUGUUCUUUUUGGUAGUGCUCUUUCAGUUUCUUAUCGGUGAUCCGAUACGAUUUGCCAUUCAGGCCAUCGAUGGGGCCACAUGGCCGCCACAACAACGUAAAUUUACCCCCGAUCCGGAUGCAAGUCAACACAAUCGUAUGGAUUAUUUAAAAUUAAGAUUACGUAGCCUGCGUAGUCAACUUGUGAUCACCGAGGGACAUCGGAAUGAGAAAUUAAAUUUGAAAUAUAAACAUAUUGCCGGUGAAAUGUUGGUAUAUGCCAGUUAUUUUGUUCUCUUAUUGUGCAUGAUCCUGGUGACACGUGAUGAAUAUUUGUAUUACAAUACAUUGGAUAUUAAGACAUUAUUUCUGGUCAAUCAAACGGUAUCCAUGGGCAUGGAUAAAUUAUUACAUUUGUGGCAUGUGUAUUCAUUCAUUGAGCUGUCAUUGAUUAGGCCAUUUAAUCCGAAUUUCACGGAAACCGGUUUCACUGGCUGGGAGCAUGCUGACCAGGUUCGGAUGCUGGGUGUAGUUCGUUUACGUCAAUUGAGAGUUGCGACGCGUAAUUAUGGCCUUAAUGAGCCCGAAUUCACGGAUAUAUUAUAUACGACCGAUUGGAAGUUACCAUACGAACGUUUACAUUAUACGGAUAAAUAUUGGCGUAUCUAUGAGCCAUGGCUGCCAAUGUCAUCGCACAAUGGACUUGUUAGCUAUUUGCUAUUAAAUUUCGUACAUGAAGGCGGCUUUCUAAGCUAUCCCGAACUGAAAGGUUAUGUUGCCCUAUUGGCACGCAGUAGAGAGAAUAGCAUGAAGGUUAUCCAUUAUCUGCAUAAUCAUAAUUGGCUUAAUUAUAAUACAUCGGCAAUAUUUAUGGAUUUUACAUUAUACAAUGCCGAUGCGAAUAUGUUUUCCGUUUGCACACUGUGGGCAGAGCGUACACCAUUUGGCUUAAUGAUACCACACGCCGAUAUCGAGAGUGUUAAAAUGAUGGAAAAUUUAUCCCAACUUCCAGUAUCAGCUCUAGUUGUUGUAUUUCUAUAUUUUGUUGUUGUCAUACAGUUGGCAAAAAAUCUGUUCCUUCGUCUGUGGUAUGAGCCCAAGCAGAUACAACAAGUGUGGAUUAAAAUCGAUCUAUUGAUAUUCAUUAUGAACUUUUUAGUAAUUAUAGUUAUAUUUUUACGUGAAACUCUGGUCAAUUCGAUGCUCAAGAAAGUCGAAGGUGCCAGUAAAUUGGAUUUUAUUGAUUUUCGACAACCGACAAGAUUAAAUUCAUUAUGCAAUAUAAUGAUUGGUCUACUCAUCUGUACGGCCACAAUACGUUUGUGGAAAGUAUUGCAGUUUGCUAGCAUAUUUCAAUUAUUUACGGAUACAUUAUAUCUGGCAUGGCAUUCCAUGUUCCAUACGGCAUGUGUUAUAGCCAUCUUGGUGAUGGCCUUUGGCAUCGCUGUUGUUGUUAUCAAUGGCAGCUAUUGCAGUGGCUUCAAUCGUCUGAUCAAAAGUAUUGUCGCCUGUAUGUGCUUUUCCUUUGGAUUCAGCUCUCAAGUCAAUCCCAAUGAUCUUUUCUAUGGCGGCACUGUGGUUGGCAUUUUUCUAUAUGCCAUUUUGUCAUUCGUCAUUGCGGUGCUGUUAAUCAAUGUUUUUGUUUCAAUGUUAAGUGAUUAUUUCACAACAGCAAAAUUGAAACGUGAUCGAAGACUUGUAUAUCGUAUAAAUUUUUUAGAAUUCCUUAAAGUUGAAUGCGCCGAUAUUAUCAAUUAUAUAGCCAGUUUUUUUUGUCUUAAGCGUUCGUAUAAGCGUGGAAAUCGUACAGUCGCUCAGAAUAUUAAAAGGAAAUUGGAUUCAAUUGAUAAGAAGAAUAUAAAGCAGCGGCACGAAGCCUUAACAAAUGUUAGGGGCCAUAUUGAUCAACAUCAAAACAUCGAUGAUGCUAGACUGCAUUUGAAAUAUCGAAGACGUAUUGAAAGACUUUUUACAUUGGCAGCCAUUAUGCAAACACAAAUGGAAAUAUUUGAACGUUAUUUCUUCUAUGACAAAGAUGGCAAUCUUCUCUAUAGAGAGGAAACUAGACAUUCAAGGAGUUUUCAAAAUCUACCCAGAGAAUAUAGAUGAGAAGCAGAAGGCAAAGAAAUUUUAGAAUAAACCACAGAACAUUUUCUAGAUCUAACCAUAGAGUAUAUGUAGAUGAAAAGAAGGCAAAGAAAACUUUAAAAUAAAGCAUUUACUAUAUUUUAAAUCUUGUAGUCCAUAAUUUAAAGGAUGAUUCGCCUCUUUAAGGGCAGAGAACA
Drosophila willistoni is the source of this 2420-nucleotide messenger RNA. Its product is annotated as polycystin-2-like. The record is from RefSeq and is a predicted model, not a curated record. Gene Ontology annotation, cellular component: membrane. Bases 28 to 2244 code for a protein of 738 amino acids. Gene Ontology annotation, molecular function: calcium channel activity; calcium ion binding. Gene Ontology annotation, biological process: detection of mechanical stimulus. The transcript has a single exon. NCBI's taxonomy places the organism in Eukaryota, Metazoa, Arthropoda, Insecta, Diptera, Drosophilidae.